AUGUGCAACAAUCUCCACACUCGGACUCCCCAAAGUGCCCAUUGUGGCGAGGAGGCUGAGUGUGGACAGCCGCCUCCCCUAGGCCCACUUCCGUCGAGCCCGGAAUGUCACUGGACGUCUUCAUUACCCUACGAAGAAGCUGGCCUCGAAGUGGUACGUUGGACGUGCACAUCACACAAUGAAGGGAUUGACAUCUGCCAGGUUUUCUGCAAUAUGAGAAAAGACCACCGGAGGUCAACUCAACAGAGCAUCGGAUCUAGAUCAUCUUUGUCGGUUCAAGUCUGGGCCAAAUCGGAAAGGAUGCACCCGGAUCUUCGGCUUAGCCGGUGUCCACGCCUACCGGCCUUGUGUGCGCAUGCCUACAUGCUGGUGAGUUUGGUCGGCUGCAAGGACUUCACGGCAAACCCCACGUUUCGCAGUCUCCUCUCCAUUGCGAGGCAGCGUCAAGCCUCCCUCGACCGGGGAGAUGGCCAACAGGUUGCCACAUCUAAGUGCAACAUUGUAGUGGUGACCUUGAUCCGACGUGAGAAUGGCCGACGAAGAAAAACUGAUGAGCCGAUUUCACCUGAAAAAGGCGGCGAAUCCCAAAUGCUCCGCACGAGUAUGAGACCGCAACGAUGCCCAGGUUGGCAAGGUCCACUAGACAUCCCUGUUUUCCUCCUAAACCACUAG
Molecule: messenger RNA, 672 nt
Organism: Protopolystoma xenopodis
Lineage: Eukaryota; Metazoa; Platyhelminthes; Monogenea; Polystomatidea; Polystomatidae
Source: the annotation of a GenBank genome assembly